GGAAACACGCCGUCGCGAACUAAUUACGUGUGGAUUCGUCGACUUCACGCUUGCGUACUGCGACUCCAACGCUGAUGCAAGAAAAUUUCGGCGCAGCGGUGUGGGACUGAUCGAGGGACAAAAAGUAGCCAGAUUUCAUCCACUUUUCAGCCCGCAAACAUGUCAGGAGACGAGAUGAUUUUUGAUCCCAACAUGACCAAGAAGAAGAAGAAGAAGAAGAAGCCCUUCAUGCUGGAUGAGGACGGAGGAGAGGGGAUGGGAGGAGAAGAAGCUAAAGAGGUGGAGGCAAAGGAGGCAGAGCCAGAGGCUGGAGACGACAAGGAGAUGGAUCUGGAUGAAGAUGAAGGCAGAAAGAAAGAGCCGUCUGAUGAUUUGAACGACCUGAACUUCUUCAACCAGAAGAAAAAGAAGAAGAAACCCAAGAAAGUAUUUGAUAAUGAUAUUGAGGAGGGAUUCAAGGAGCUAAAAAUUGAAGGAGAGCAGACAGAGGCACUGGAGGAGGACAACCUGGACUUGAUGCUUCCUACCAAAAAGAAAAAAUCAAAGAAAGUAGACUUUGACGAGGGGGAGACACUGGAGAAGGACGACGCACUUGAGGAUGAUGAGGGGAAGAACAACGAUGGAAUCUCAUUCAGCUCCUCCACAGGACCAGCCUGGGCCGGCUCGGAACGAGACUACACUUAUGAUGAGCUCCUGAACCGAGUCUUCAACAUCAUGAGGGAGAAGAACCCGGACAUGGUGGCCGGAGAGAAGAGGAAGUUUGUGAUGAAGCCUCCUCAGGUGGUCCGAGUGGGAACCAAGAAAACCUCCUUCGUCAACUUCACAGACAUCUGCAAACUGUUGCAUCGUCAACCCAAACAUCUCCUCGCUUUCCUGUUGGCUGAGCUGGGAACAAGUGGUUCCAUAGACGGAAAUAACCAGCUUGUGAUCAAAGGCAGAUUUCAACAGAAACAGAUAGAAAAUGUGUUGAGAAGAUAUAUCAAGGAAUACGUGACGUGUCACACCUGCCGCUCCCCAGAGACCAUCCUGCAGAAAGACACUCGCCUCUAUUUCCUGCAGUGUGAGAUGUGCCACUCCCGCUGCUCCGUCGCAAGCAUCAAGACCGGCUUCCAGGCUGUGACGGGCAAGAGGGCACAGCUCCGCGCCAAAGCCAACUAAGGCCACCGUAACUGGGCUUCCCCCUCUUCUCUCGGCCUCCCCUUUUCUCCUCAGAAGGGCCGAAGCUGGGGUGGGAUGCCCCCUUGAUUUGCUGAAAGGACUCUCUGAAUCGAACUGCGGGAGGGUUUGGCUGUUGUUUAGUUGUGUCGUGGCCUGACCAGGCAGGGAGUGAGAGAGUAUCUAAAGCUGACAGAUGGGGUUCAGGCACUGUAAGCAGAUGAUGUGUACCACAUACACUGUUGGAUGCAUUUGAUUUGUUGUCUGGUUGAAGAACCCUCCACCUCCUAGGUUUUUUUUUGUUUUGUUUUGUUUUUUUUUU
Messenger RNA from Xiphias gladius (swordfish), 1477 nucleotides. It is a transcript of the gene eif2s2, whose product is annotated as eukaryotic translation initiation factor 2, subunit 2 beta. The transcript has 9 exons. Lineage: Eukaryota; Metazoa; Chordata; Actinopteri; Istiophoriformes; Xiphiidae. Gene Ontology annotation, biological process: formation of cytoplasmic translation initiation complex; translational initiation; formation of translation preinitiation complex. The coding region runs from base 160 to 1158 and encodes 332 amino acids. The record is from RefSeq and is a predicted model, not a curated record. Gene Ontology annotation, cellular component: eukaryotic translation initiation factor 2 complex. Gene Ontology annotation, molecular function: translation initiation factor activity; mRNA binding; translation initiation factor binding.